CGAAGAAAAGAAGUCGAAUCUCGAGUGCGACAUCGGCGUCGGUCCCGCGCGUAGUCUUUUUUGUAACAACAUCUCGCGCGUGUCUCUGUGCGUGUGGGUGUGUGCGGCCUACCACUGUGCCUGCUGCAGCGAAAACUCGGCGAGGAAAAUCGCGGCGUAGGAGUUGGCGAACUUGAGAACACGAGCGCGAGAUAAUAGGGGUGUAUAGGCAUACUGCUAUACCGCAGCAGCGUCGAGAGGCGCGAGAGAUAGCGCGCGACGACGACCCGAGACGCCCGAUCCUUUUCUCUUUUGCUCGUUUUCUCCCACGCAGAGACGCAUACACACAUAUACAUAACGCUAAUACGUACGUAGCGCGUCGCAUAUAUCUACGUACGUGUGCUGCGCAUAGACAUCAAUUGUACUGACACACAUUUACGCCGUGGAGAUAAUCGAGCUGGUGUAUAUAGAUCAUGAGACGCUGGGAUUUAACGGCGUCGCCGCCGUCGUCGUCGAUCGUCGUCGCUUUACUCAUCGCGCUGCAUCUCUUUUGCAGCUGCAAUGUCGCCAACUGCGCCGAGACAAGUCAGAGCCCGGCUAGCAGUGGCAACGAGACGACAGCGACGUCGGCCGCGGCCCAAAUGGCCCUGGGCGAGAAGCAGCUCGGCGACCAGAUACGCUCGAUCCUCAAGCACUACCAGCAGGCGGACCCUGUGGGGCUGCCGGGCGCCCCCAUACCCGAUCCCAUGCCCGUGCCCAACAUGCGCCACUCGUUCUCCAUGUUCACCAUGAAUCUCAACACCAUCAAGGUCUACGGCCUGAGCAAGUUCCGCAUCGAGCAGAUCAGGUCGGAACUGGCCAAGAUGCAGGUCUCGGUGGCCCUCGACAUACAGACGCUCGACAUCAAGGGCCUGUACACGCUGUCCUCGUGGAUCUCCUCGUCGGCCGGCGACUUCAUCGUCAAGUUGAAGGGCGUCAACGUCAAGGGCCUGGCCAGGCUCGAGGUCGGCAACGACGGCAAACUCCAUGCCCAGGACAUCGACAUGGAUCUGACCUUCGACAACAUCGACAUGGACUUCCAGAACCUCGGCUUCUUCGCCUCGGUCUUCCAGGGUCUCAUCAAUUCCGUCGGCUCGUUCAUAUUCGACAGUAUCAAGCCCUACAUCCUCAAGGAGGUCAAUACCAAUGUCAGGGGUGAGGUGAACAAGCACAUAUCGCAGCUGCCCAACUACUUCCCGAACUCGAUCUCUCCGUUCGACAUGGCGGUGGCCGAGGCCCGCAAGCAGGUCUCGGAGAUGGGCUACGACCCGUUCAAGGUCAAGGACUACAGCCAGAGCAUGGGCAUGUUCACGAUGACGUCGUCGCACACCUGGCUCACGGGCCUGGCGAGCUUCUAUCGCAUGGGCAACAUCACCCUCAGCAUGGAGAACGGCACGGUGUACGCCGUGAUGGACGUCGGCACCCAGGAGAUCGAGGGCCGCACCCACUGGGAGGUCAGUCUGAUCGGCGGGGUGGUGUCGCGCGCCGGCACCGUCAGCUUCACCAUCGAGUACUUCCGGGUGCAGCUGAAUCUCAGCCAGCCGCUGGACACGCGCCAGCGCGCCACCCUCGAGGAGCUCGACUUCGAGCUGGGCAACAUACAGGCGAGGAUCCACGGCGCCGGGACACUGGAUUAUCUCGUCGAGGCCGGCGUCAAUAUUCUGCCCAACCUGCUCAGGAACCAGAUAAUGGAUGCCCUCGAGGGACCGAUUCGACGUCGCAUCCAGGACGAGCUGGAUAAAGUCGACGUGGAAAAAUUGAUCGACGACCGCAUACCGGAAAUAGCCGAGCACGCCCGUCUCUUCCAAGGCAUGUCGGCCAAAGACCAAGAGGAAGCUUUGGAAGCCGAGGAGGCGGAGGCGGCUGCUGCAGCGGCGGCAGCGAGCAAUAGUCAAUCCGACAUCGACAAUCAGGAGCCUUUCUCUGAGAGCGAGGAGGAACGCGGUGAAUCUUAAAUUCGUUCGUUCGUAUAUAUACGUGAUCGGAAGAGCACAUUUCUUCAUUUACUUUCUUGUUCGAUGUUUUUUCGCAUUGUUUUUUGUCGUCGUAUUUUUUUUUUGUGUACGUCAUUGUAAAACGAACUGUGCGGCUCUUGUAUUCGAUUAGCGAGUCGGAUGCACACGUUUGCAAAUUUUCUUUCGUUUUUUACGAUUUGCGAUGACAUCUGCUUUUAGCAUUAUAUUCUUUGUGCGGCCAACGCGACGUUUUUUCCUCGGCUAUUUUUGUACAUUUAUUUAAAAAAGAAAAAUGAUUUGAAAAAACGUUCACGUUUGUGUAGCGACGUUUACAUCUCUCUGUAUCAAUUUAUAAAUAAAAACUAAAAUUGCAAUAUUUUGUUGAAAAAGUU
This is a messenger RNA of Trichogramma pretiosum, 2365 nucleotides long. RefSeq lists its product as uncharacterized. The transcript is spliced from 4 exons. Lineage: Eukaryota; Metazoa; Arthropoda; Insecta; Hymenoptera; Trichogrammatidae. The record is from RefSeq and is a predicted model, not a curated record. The coding region runs from base 453 to 1973 and encodes 506 amino acids. Gene Ontology annotation, molecular function: lipid binding.